Molecule: messenger RNA, 4899 nt
Organism: Paramuricea clavata
Lineage: Eukaryota; Metazoa; Cnidaria; Anthozoa; Malacalcyonacea; Plexauridae
Source: the annotation of a GenBank genome assembly
AUGCCAGAAGUAAGCAAAAUUGACAAGUGUACAGCGAAGAGAAAAGUCGCGAAAGCUAGCGUGACAAGAAAUAUGAAUCGUGUCAGAGAGCUGAUCUCUAGCGAUGGAAGUGUUUCGAAAGUCCGACAGUUUGCCAAAGGUGUAGAAGAAGGUCGUACGAAAACCCGUGACCUUACGAAAGAACUGGAAGAGCUUGAUCCAGCGUCAAUUGAGACUGAUGGUAGCUGGUUAGAAGAGGUAGAAUUUGAUGUCAACGAAGUCCUGGGAGAAGUUGCUGAAUAUUUAUUAAAGUCUGAGAGCCCAUCGCCAAACGAACAGUCUAGUAUUACACCACCAACUGCUCAGAAUAAUGAUGAAAAUACUGAAACUGUGAACGAUUCAAUGUCUGGGAAAAGAACUGGUCUGAAAGGUGUUGAAAUCCCAUCAUUCGAUGGAAAACCAGAUAAGUGGCCGUACUUUUGGGGAAUAUUUAGUUCUCUUGUCCAUAAAAACGAUAAACUAACGCCAGCAAUCAAGCUAGCUCAUCUGAAUAGCUGUUUAACGGACAGAGUACGUGAAGUUAUUGCAUGCCUGACCGGGGAGCCUGGGGACUAUGACAGGGCAGUGAAACAACUCGCUGAUAGGUAUGGGGACCCCAGAGAAAUUAUAGAUGCCCAUUUGCGCAGAAUAAGUUCUUGGCCCCACAUUAAGGAUAAGGAUCGUGAAGAGUUUCAACGCUUUGCAGAUGCAUUACAAGCAGCUGUGUUUGCACUAGAUAAACCUGACUAUAGGCAUGAAUUAGCUAGUAUACCUCUUUGUACCUUGUUGGUUCAAAAACUCCCACCUAGAGAAAGGGAUGAAUGGGUAAAACAAGUUGAGAGUGAAGAUUACUCGGAAGACAUGAAGGGUUUAGCCAAGUGGGCCCAAGUUAGAGCCAAAACCAUGCGUAAACGUGAGCGAUACAAUAUUGAGCCGCCAGAUAAGGGUAAAGAGUCAACUAAUUUUCAGCCACCAAGUCGCAUGCGAGGUAGGGUCCAUGCUCUACGCACAUCUGGAUUUGAUCCAGAACACCAAAGUUUAAAAAAUUGUCCAUUGUGUGAUAAAAAACACACUGAAGUCUCAUGCCCUUUGUUUUUUGAUAGUUCUGUUGAGAAACGUUGGGAAAUUGUAAAAAAUAAAAGGGUAUGUUUUGGUUGUUUGAAACCUGGCCACCAACGGCGCCUGUGCACAAAGUCCUCCAAAUGUGGGGUAGACUCAUGUGACAAAGGCCAUCAUUAUUUAUUGCACAGUUCUAAGUCUAAGCAUGAGAAACCAUCUGAUGACCCACCCAAGACCCCAGAGGAAAACAAAGCAAUGUAUUGUGGGAAAGCACAAAUCAGCACACCCAUAAGUGAGAGGGUUGCCCUGAAAACUGUAUCUGUCCCAUUUAUAGAUGAUUCUGGAAGGGUAGUCAAUGGUUUGGUACUUUUAGACUCAGGAAGUGAGACCACACUUGUAAGAGCAGGGUUUGCAAAUCAGUUAGGCAUAAAGGGCCCUAAGCAAAGUCUUACUGUGGAUGCAGUAGGAGGGGUACGCACCGUAGUGAAAUCACAACGUGUACAUUUACCAUUUGCACCACCCAUUACAAAGGCAAAAAUAACAGGGUGGACCAUUAAUAAUAUAUGUGCUCCUGUCCCAGAUGUUAAUUGGCCUGAGAUUAAGCAUAAUUAUGCCCACCUAAAUGAUGUCCCAAUAGAGCCACUAAGUAAGGGCACUGUUGAUGUCCUGUUAGGGUUAGAUGCAGCUGCAUUAAUGGCACCCGUGCAAGUUAGACACGGGGGGCAUUUAGAGCCAUAUGCAGAGUUGACACCCUUAGGUUGGGUGAUUGCCGGCCCAGUCCCCGCCUCCAAUGGUCAGGAGAAGCGUGUCCUGUGUGUCCACGUGUCGGAGGACGAAGGCGAUGCUAAUCGAGAGUUACGAAAGUUCUGGGAUGUGGACAGUUUCGGUGUUCGGGCAGAGAUUAAGUCACCUUACACGCCUGGUGAGCAGAAAGCCUUGGACAUUCUUGAUCAAUCAUGCAAGCAGCAGGAGUUUGGUUAUCAACUCGGACUUCUUUGGAAAACGAACAGACCUAGUUUACCUAAUAAUUAUGACACUGCCUUGAAACGCCUAGAAUCGGUUGAACGUCUUUUGAAGGAUCCGAAGUUAGCUGAGGGAUAUUUAAAAGCGAUAAAUGCAUAUGUUGAAAAGGGAUUUGCACGCAAGUUAUCGGAAGAAGAGCGCGUAAAACAUGGUGAACAGUGGUUCCUACCCCAUCACCCGGUUCUCUCCCCACACAAACCCCUACCGAGAGUAGUAUUUGAUUCCGCAGCAAAACAUGGUGAUAUCUGCCUUAACGAUUGUCUUCAAGCUGGACCCAGUCUCCACAACGAUUUACCUGGCAUACUGAUGAGAUUCCGUGAGAAACCUGUUGCGCUUACUGGUGAUGUGUCGGAUAUGUUCUGUCAUGUGCGAUUAGAACCGGAGGACUGUAAAUACCAUCGUUAUUUAUGGCGCGGAUUGGAUAUGUCGAGACCACCUGAUGUGUACGAGAUGAACUGUCUGGUGUUUGGAGAUAAAUCUUCACCCUGCGAGGCAAACUAUGCUGUGAUUCGCACCACCGAAGACAACAAGGAAGAAUGGCCCGUCGCAGCCGCAGUGGUCAAGCGUGAUAUAUUUGUUGAUGAUUUAUAUACGUCCUGUUAUGAUGAUGAUGAAGCAAUAACCUUGCGGAAGGAUGUGACAAAUUUGAUGGCGAAGGGUGGAUUCCCGAUGCGCAAGUGGCUCUCGUCGUCACGAAAGGUCCUGGAAACAAUACCCGAAGAAGAAAGGGCUGUCCCAAACAAGAACGUGAAUAGUGGAGAACUUCCGUCAGGGCGUGCGUUGGGGGUGAAAUGGGAUGCAAAGUCCGACAAUCUAGGCUUUGCAUUAGCACACAUUGAUCGUCCGAAGGCGCAAAAUACAAAGCGAGGUAUUCUGAAAAGAUUGGCUGCAUUGUACGACCCGUUGGGCUGGGCUAGUCCGUACGUUGUCCGUGCCAAGAUUCUUCUGCAACGCACCUGGUCUCGUGGCCUCCAGUGGGAUGAACAACUUCCACCGGACUUAGCAAUUGAAUGGCAGAAGUGGGAGGAGGAGAUGAUUUGGCUCAAAGCUUUCUCGGUCCCGCGCUAUAUCUACCGUGAGCCUUCGAAAGUCUGGUCUAAGUUUCUCAUAGUCUUUUGUGAUGCUUCAGAAGUAGCCUACGCCGCUGCUGCCUUUAUACGUGCAAAGUCAACCGAUGGAGAUUACGUGUGCCAUUUGAUUAUGUCGAAGACUCGUUUAAUGCCGCUCAAGACAGUCUCUAUUCCGCGCGGAGAAUUGAUGGCUUGUCAACUUGCUGUCCGACUGGCGAAGUCUGUUUGUGAGCAACUGGGACUUGACAAGUGUCGUGUCAAGUAUCUGUCUGAUUCCACGACUGCGUUAUGGUGGAUCAAGAGUGAGCCAAGGAAAUUUCGUCCAUUUGUUGCCAAUCGAGUGGCAGAGAUCCUGUCGGAGAGUGAUCCAAUUCAGUGGCAUCACAUUGGCACGAAGCUGAAUAUUGCAGAUAUUGCGAGCAGAGGAACGUCUGUAGCUGAUAUUUCCGCUGAUUCAACCUGGAUUCAGGGACCAGAGUUCUUAAAGUCUGAGUUCUCUGAGUGGCCUGUUGAUAAAGUUGCAGUUGAUUUUCCAGAGCCAAGUCAAGCGGAGUUGAAGAAAUCGGUUUUGAAGGCAAAGGUCGCACCAGCGAAGCCAGUUAUUGAUCCUGCCGCGUAUUCUAGCUGGAUCAAACUCACCCGAAUAACCGCAUGGAUAUUUCGCAUGUGUAACAAUCUGCGCAACAAAGAGAAACGAAUAUCGGGACCGUUGACUGUGGACGAACUCGAUAAUGCUAACUUGUACUGGAUCAGAUGGGGCCAGAGCGAUCGCUUCCAAGACGAAAUCGAAGCGUUGAGAAAGGGUCGUCCGGUUCCACGAGAUAGUCGUAUUGCAAGUCUCGAUCCCCAACUCGUGGACGGUGUUUUACGGGUAGGCGGCAGAAUCGAAAAGGCGGAAAUUCCGUGGGAGUCGAAGCAUCCAGUUAUAUUGGACCACGGACAUGAUGUCACCCGGUUGAUCGUGAUCCACUACCACCGAAAACUUAUCCACGCGGGAGUCGAACAUGUCUUUAAUCACGUACGUGAGAAAUACUGGAUUUUGCACGGUCGAGCCGAAGUUAAGAACUGUACAGUUAAGUGCCCACUAUGUUUUCGCCGUCGUGUUAAACCUAUGACGCAGAAAAUGGCUAAUUUACCGAAUGUACGUCUCGCAGGCGCAAGUGUUCCUUUUCGACACGUUGGGAUUGAUUAUGCCGGACCGUUUGAGACUCGAAUUGGACGCAAUCGAAAGGAAAAACGCUAUAUUUGCUUAUUUACGUGUCUCCAUAUGCGCGCGGUUCAUCUCGAGGUCGCACAUAGUUUGGACACUGACUCGUGUAUAAUGGCGUUGCGACGAUUUCAAGCUCGUAGAGGAGUCCCUGUUUGUAUAAUGAGUGAUAAUGGGACAAAUUUCGUAGGUGCCGAAAGAGAGUUGCGCGAAGCGUUGGAAGAUCUGGAUCAAGAGAAAAUCUCGAAUGAGUUAACAGCACGUGGAGUACGUUGGAUCUUUAACCCGCCUGCUGCCCCAUGGUUUGGAGGUGCCUGGGAAGCGUUAGUAAAGUCUGUCAAACGGGCAUUGAAAGUUAUGCUUGGGAAUGUUCUCACAGUCGAUGAAGUUUUCCUUACUGUCAUUGCCGAGGUAGAAGCGAUGCUGAACUCUCGUCCGCUUGUCUAUGGUGGAAGCAGUGAUUCACCAACAGAUCUCAGCGUGAUUACACCAAACCACUUCUUGCAUGGUCGUGCGAGUUGA